GAAAAUGGCUGCUCUCUAUUGAAAGUGUUCUUUUGCAUUAUCAAUACGUAUUACACUGUUUCCUUGAAUAUUGACAAGAAUGUCUUCAAAUUCAAUGAGAGCUACACGUAUAAAUACUCGCAGAUCAUGUAGGAAAUCAAGGAAAAGGCUACCAUUGCCUGGAAUAGAGGGCGAUGUUGCUAGCGCGGAGCCAGCAGCAGCAUGCGUUGCCCACCCAUCAAGUCCAACACCUAGUCAAACUUCACAUCCAUAUCACUUGCGCCGAACGUCGUUACGGCGGGAUGUUAGUCCAGUAUCAGCGGCAAACACGCCGCGUAAACGGCAGAGGCGGUCAAGGUCGGCACAGGACGAGGCCUCCCAAGGUAGCAGUACGGCUGCAUAUUUUUUACAAUAUGAACUUCCAGAUGAGGUGAUACUAAACAUAUUCUCUUACCUGCUAGAGCAGGAUCUGUGUCGUGUGUCACAAGUGUGCAAGCGUUUUAACACCGUUGCCAAUGAUUCAGAGCUAUGGAAAACAUUGUACCAAAGUGUGUUCGAGUAUGAUCUUCCAUUGAUGAACCCUAAGCCGUGCAAGUUUGAGUUCAUUCAGCCAGAUGAAUCUGAGUACGAAAACCCUUGGAAAGGAAGUUUCAAGUCUUUGUAUCGAGGUUUGCACGUCAGACCUGGGUUCCAUGCCAAAUAUGAAGAAGCUCCAGAAAGGUACAAGGGAAGGCACAUAUCGUUCUUUGAGACGAUAGAAGCAGCGUUUAACGACUCUGAGGAUAUGAAGCAUCCAUUGGUGUUCAUUCACAAGGGCAUGUACAGUGGUGAAUGGCUUAUCAUUGACACAAAUGUGCAACUCAUCGGUGCUGCACCAGGCAACGUAGCGGAACAUGUGAUAUUAGAACGACAAAGUGAAUCUACAAUAAUGUUUGUGGAGGGCGCCAAUCAGGCAUAUCUGGGAUAUGUCACACUAAAGUUCUGUCCAGAUGUGACGUCGUCAGUGCCACCUCACAAACACUACUGUCUAGAGGUGACAGAGAACUGCUCCCCAGUAGUGGAUCAUUGUGUCAUCCGCAGCACUUCUGUCGUCGGUGCGGCCGUGUGUGUGUCCGGCGUCGGCGCCGAUCCAGUGAUCAAGCACUGUGAUGUGAGCGACUGCGAAAACGUGGGACUCUACGUGACCGAUUACGCACAGGGAACAUAUGAGGACAAUGAGAUCAGUAGAAAUGCACUGGCUGGAGUGUGGGUGAAAAACCACGCUAAUCCCAUCAUGAGGCGUAAUCACAUACACCAUGGCCGUGAUGUUGGAAUAUUCACGUUCGAAAACGGGCAGGGUUACUUCGAAGCGAACGACAUCCACAACAAUAGGAUCGCUGGCUUUGAGGUGAAGGCGGGCGCCAACCCGACGGUGGUCAGUUGCGAGAUCCACCACGGUCAGACGGGGGGCAUCUACGUGCACGAGAACGGCCGCGGUCAGUUCCUCGAGAACAAGAUCCACAACAACAGCUUCGCGGGCAUCUGGGUGACGUCCAACAGCGACCCGACGAUCAGGCGGAAUGAGAUUUAUGAUGGGCACCAAGGUGGAGUGUACAUAUUUGGAGAAGGAAGAGGGCUCAUUGAAUACAAUAAUAUAUAUGGAAAUGCACUGGCAGGAAUCCAGAUACGAACUAAUAGCAACCCAAUUGUGAGGCACAAUAAAAUCCACCAUGGCCAGCAUGGGGGCAUAUAUGUGCACGAGAAGGGUCAAGGUCUGAUUGAGGAGAACGAGGUCUAUUCCAACACGCUGGCCGGUGUGUGGAUCACCACGGGAAGCACGCCCGUGCUCAGGAGGAAUAGGAUACACAGCGGCAAACAGGUGGGCGUGUACUUUUAUGAUAAUGGUCACGGAACAUUGGAAGAAAAUGAUAUAUUCAACCAUCUCUAUUCCGGCGUUCAAAUCCGGACGGGCAGCAAUCCUCUGAUCAAGAAGAACAAGAUCUGGGGCGGGCAGAACGGCGGCGUGCUCGUCUACAACGGCGGCCUCGGCGUGCUCGAGUGCAACGAGAUCUUCGACAACGCGAUGGCCGGCGUCUGGAUCAAGACGGACAGUAACCCCGUGCUGCGACGCAACAAGAUACACGACGGCAGGGACGGCGGCAUAUGCAUCUUCAACGGAGGCAGAGGUGUGCUUGAGGAGAACGACAUUUUCCGCAACGCGCAGGCCGGCGUGCUGAUCAGCACGCAGAGCCACCCGACGUUGCGAACGAACCGCAUCUUCGACGGCAUGGCGGCCGGCGUCGAGAUCACGAACAACGCGACGGCGACGCUCGAGGGAAACCAGAUCUUCAACAACAAGUUCGGCGGCCUGUGUCUCGCCAGCGGCGUGUCACCGGUCCUCAAGGAUAACAAGAUCUUUGACAAUCGUAACUCAGUGGAAAAGGCAGUGAAAAGUGGCCAGUGCCUGUACAAAAUAUCCAGCUACACUAGCUUCCCAAUGCAUGACUUCUACAGGUGUCGAACAUGUAACACGACUGAUCGCAAUGCCAUCUGUGUUAAUUGCAUCAAAGUUUGCCAUGCCGGCCACAAUGUGGAGUUCAUCAGGCAUGAUAGGUUUUUCUGUGACUGUGGUGCAGGUACGCUGAACAACUCGUGCCUGCUACAGGGUGAGCCGACGCAAGACACAGACACCCUGUACGAUUCGGCUGCGCCCAUGGAGUCGCACACACUCAUGGUCAACUAGCAGCAGCACCUACGCUCGACGUCAUGUGAGGCGGUGGCAAGGCCAGAGCCUCUCUCUCUCCGAGAAAUAGCACCUCUACUCCUCUAUUCUUCCUCCUCAUUAUCAUCAUCAUCAUCACCAUCAUCGUCAUCAACAUCAUCGUCAUAGUCUCCAUGUUCUUCCUCGUGCCCUGACGGGAGUUUCUUCUCAUCUCUUGUACAUUUUUCACUCAUACACAUGUCAACGAAACCCAUCAAAUGUGGUGACGGUGGUGGUGACGGUAGUGGUGGUAUCGGUGGGAGGUGACAGAAGCAUUCGUGGUCCUCGAUCGUUGGCGUUUCUGUGUACGGGGGGUGAGCGGUCGGUCGCUAGCACGUGGUGGACUCGCGCUGAAAAGAUGCGUUGCUAUGCAGAGAGGAGCACAGCAUGUUGCCGAGUGAUAUUGUGAGGAAGACUUGUACGCUUGCUGGUAUGUUUUCACGUGGACCAAUCUGUCCUGGUCUCUCUUUCUUCCUCUUUCUCUCUCUCUCUCUCUCUCUCUCUCUCUCUCUCUUUGCACGUGUGUGUGUGUUCGCAUGCAUGUUGUGUCACAUUCCUCGUGUUGGUGUACUGUAAAAACGUGAUCUAAUUGUGAAAAUGGAAAAAGUCGAGGUCUUUCUAUUUCCUAUGUAAAUUGGUGCACCAAGACAGUCAUGUUCUCUGCCCGUGUCCACCACAGUUGUACCGGAGUUUAGACGUUGUGUACUCAGAUGGGGGUUAGUGUUUAACACUUACUGCUGUAGUUCGAUUAUUAACACUUAUAACCACGAUAAGCAUAUGCCUUCUAACCCUUAUUGGCCUUCAAAAAAGCUUCCUCGUGAAAUAGUACUUGCAGCUAGCAGCAUGUGAAUCGACAUGCAUUGCGCGACGUUGCAAUGCGAGCUGCAAUGUGAAUAGUAGUGUCUAACCAGGAUGAACAUUUAUAGUCGCAGUAGUAGCAGUACUUCUGGGGCCAGUUGUUUCUUCCAGAUUCCUAUUCCAUUCCACUUCAAUUCCUUUGAUUUCAUUUUGGUUUUAAUUGCCUUUAUCGACUGUUGAGAUGAAACCGAUCUAUCUUAAAGAUGUAUGCUGUUGGUAACUGACCCCCAAAACUAGCCAUGAAUCUGAAGUGAUGCAGCCAGGGGUUGAAUCUGUGUGACAGGUGUAUGAUACCUAUGUGAUUGUCUAGCUCACUGCAGUGGUAUUCACGAUUGGACCAUGGCCUCUUGAACCCUUCUAAUUCAUACGUUUUGUGUUCACUACGUGUGAAUUCUGAGAGCUAGACGAAGUGCUGAUAUGCAGCGUGUGUUUGACUGGCUGGAAGAAAGUGAGGUGACAUUAAGUGGUCUCAUAAAGAAUGUGUGUGUUUACACUACGUGUUAAUAUCACCUUCAAAAUAACAGAGGGGCAGUGCAGUGGCGUGUUUGUGAGACGUGAAUUAGGUACGAGUGUGAGCCGUGCACUUUGGUUCCGCGACGUAGUUUUGUGAUGGUGGGCAUCUAGAGUCUGGUUAUGUUAGAGAUUUUGGUACGUUCACAAUCAGCAGGGUCUUCAAAAUUUUGGUUAAAAACCACCCAAAUAAUUUCUUUACCAUUUUAAUUUACAAUGCCAUGAGCAAACUGUCUCGUGAAAUAGUUGUGUCGUGAUAUUGUGGACUGAUAUACCGUGCAAAUGAUCGUUUGUACCUUUAAAAUGAAAGAGAAACGUGUAAACAGUUCGAUAUAGUGACUGUGAGAUAGACACUUCCACUCCUGGCCAACCUUGUUUCCCCAACAUUAGCAGUUCUUGGUCAAUUUAUUUCAGUGGUGCCUACUAAAAUUGGUUUUUUGAUGGGUUCUUGAAUUCAGGUAACUUUGCAUAACUGGUGAAAAUAAUGUACAUAUUUUAUUACAUAACGUAUAGUGUUGUGCUUACCUAUAGACUGUAUACUCUAGAACAUAAUGUGAAAGUUCCCUUACCGAAGGCAAGCGACGCCUUGCUGCAACUUUUGCUCGCAAGCUGUGCUUUGCACACUUGAUUACUGAUGCUGUGUCAGCGUGGAAUACUGCUAGCUACAGGUCAAUGUCACUAGCGCGCACAGCGGCUGCCGUGGCACGUUGCAAACGCACGAUCGUAGACCUUGCAAAUGUUUCUCACGUUAUUCGCGAUUGCCCAAUGAUAGACGGAGGUCUACCGUGAUCCUUCCGUCGAAGGUAGUGGUAAUGUGUUGUACCGAAGAGGAGCAUGGUGGCUCUAAACAUUGGUUAUGUGGAAAUAAUGUGCGUGUGUCGGUGCAUGCAUGCAUGCAUGCAUGCAUACAUGGGUGGGCAUGGGAAUGUGUGGGUGUGUGUGCAUGUGGGGUGUGCGCGUGUGUCCAUGCAUGUGAUGAUGUGAGUGCGUGUGAGGGUCAGUAUAUAUAGAAGCUAAUCAUGAUUUUUCUGACAAUUUAUUCGGAGACAGCAUCUCGUCUCGUCGUCUAGGUGACUUAUUUUUACAUGAAUAUAUGUAUAUAUAUAUAUAUUCGCCACGUAAUUGGAUGAUAUGAUUUGCGCGAGACCACGUCCAGGGGCUCCUGAUUGAUAUCAGAUAUAAACUGGCACGCUAGCCUGUCCGUGGCGACAAUCGCUUGUUGGCAACAGACGCCGUUAUUGUGACACCUGCGAUGUAUGUAAUAUGUGUUCAUAGCUUAUUGAUUGGAUAGGCCAUUUAUCAAAGUAUGUAAUUUUUUUUCUGCCCAGGUUAUCGAUUCGUUUACUUUUCUUUAUCAUUAUUCUAGCCGAGCUUGUUUUGUUAUUGUCCUCGAUUUUCUCUGGCCGAUUUAAUGACUGCCACUGUCUGCACGUUGUCCAUUUUAAAUAUAUCAGUUCGUUGUUAUUAUUAGUUUCAUUUGUAAAUUUUAGUUUGAAAUUUGGUUUGAUACGGGCCAUAUUUAGUUAAAGGGAUGUUACGGUGCACUUUAACAGCAACUGCCUUUAGUAUUACAAAUUAUAUAAUAAAUAUAUAUAUAUUGUAUCUAACACUAUUGUGUUACGACAUGUAAGUAAUUAGUGGAAAGCAGUCAGCGGUACAGGCGUUGGUUCCACUUUCAAUUUAAAUCGGAGCUAAAAACUUACCUUUACUCACAAUUUGUCGCCUAAAUAUUGACAAGUUGCUCACGUAUAUUCCUGAAAAGUAAAUUGCUUUUGCUAAAAACACUUAGUGAUGUAAUGCCAAAGCCGUUUGCAUGAAUUUGUAAUAUAUCAUUCUUUGACUUGAGAAGUCUUACUAGAAAAACUGUCGCACUCCCGUGACUCAAUAUUCAUUAUUGGGUGUUAGUGUAAGUAUGGAUGACUUAUUCAUAUUUAAAUUUCAACUGUGGCUCUGCUUGUACUUGUAAACCUGCCACCAGUGCUUCAAUAUACUGUGUCAAAUGGUAAAAUUA
Priapulus caudatus is the source of this 6098-nucleotide messenger RNA. RefSeq names its product F-box only protein 11-like. The record is from RefSeq and is a predicted model, not a curated record. The transcript has 20 exons. The coding region runs from base 80 to 2701 and encodes 873 amino acids. Gene Ontology annotation, biological process: protein ubiquitination; ubiquitin-dependent protein catabolic process; regulation of apoptotic process. NCBI's taxonomy places the organism in Eukaryota, Metazoa, Priapulida, Priapulimorpha, Priapulimorphida, Priapulidae. Gene Ontology annotation, molecular function: zinc ion binding; protein binding.